AUGACACCCGACAACCCCAAGUCUCCUACCGUCGUCUUCGAUGUUGUCAUAGUCGGAGCAGGAAUCUCUGGCAUCAACACAGCAUACUAUAUCCAGAGCGGGGCGCCCCAGCCCACGUCCUAUACUAUACUCGAGGCAAGAGACAACAUCGGAGGCACCUGGGAUCUAUUCAAGUAUCCUGGCAUCAGAUCCGACUCGGACAUUUUCACUUUCGGCUUCCCAUGGAGUCCCUGGGAUAGAGAUGGAGUUCUGGCGCCCGGAUCUGAAAUCACCAAUUACAUGACCGAAUCUGCUGCGAAAUUCGGCAUCGAUAAAAACAUCCGCUUCAAUCACAAAGUUGUCUCCGCGGACUGGUCCUCCGAGCAGAGUCUCUGGGUGUUGGAUGUCCAAACCAGGGAAGGCCACGCGACCAUACACGCUCGGUUCCUGGUCCUAGGUACGGGAUACUACGACUACGAUGAGCCUCUCCAAGCUCACAUACCGGGAAUCAAAAACUUCCAGGGCCCUGUGAUCCACCCACAGUUCUGGCCGGAGAACCUUGACUACACCGACCAAAACAUCGUCGUCAUCGGCAGCGGCGCCACCGCCAUCACUAUUGUUCCCGCCAUGGCCGAGAAGGCCAAGCACAUCACUAUGCUUCAACGCAGCCCGACCUACGUCGGCACGGUUCCCCAACACGACAGCUUGGCCAAGCUGGAGAGUUUUGUUCUGCCAUCAAGGCUUGCUUGGGGUGUCACACGAUUUCGCCACAUGAUCGUUGACUAUCUGUUCUAUUACUUCUGCAUUUUCUUCCCCAAAUUUGCCCGAUCACUCAUCCGCGGCGAGACGGCGAAGCUUCUUCCAUCGUCUGUUCCCGUCGAUCCGCACUUCAAGCCGCGCUACCAGCCUUGGAGGCAACGCUUCUGCGCUUGCCCCGACGGCGACUUCUUCGCUGCCUUGAGGUCCGGAAAAGCAAGCGUGGUAACUGAUACUAUCAAGGAGGUGACGGAGGAUGCGAUUCAACUGGACUCGGGAGAGACCUUACGGCCAGACAUGAUCAUUACCGCCACCGGGCUCAAGCUGCGACUGGCUGGCGGCAUCCGGGUGUCUGUGGACGGUCAGGCUGUGGAUUUUGCGAAAAAGUUCCUCUGGAAGGGCUUUAUGCUUCAGGACCUCCCGAACCUAGCGCUUGUUCUUGGUUAUGUAAACGCUUCCUGGACCCUGGGGGCCGAGAUAACUGGAAAGGCCGUCGUGCGUAUUCUCCACCAAAUAAAGCGAGAGUGCGCUUUGAGCGCCACACCCCGUCUGGAACACCCAGAGCGAAUGCAGCCGCGGCCUUUGUUCCAAAUCUCGGCUACAUAUGUGCAAGACGCAGACUCCAAAUUUCCCCUGGGAGGCACGGGCCCGUGGGCGCACAGGUGGAAUUAUCUGCCUGAUUACUGGAAGUCGGUCUGGGGAGACAUCAAGACUGGAUUGGAGUAUUCUUGA
Messenger RNA from Fusarium keratoplasticum, 1467 nucleotides. RefSeq lists its product as uncharacterized. NCBI's taxonomy places the organism in Eukaryota, Fungi, Ascomycota, Sordariomycetes, Hypocreales, Nectriaceae. Bases 1 to 1467 code for a protein of 488 amino acids. The record is from RefSeq and is a predicted model, not a curated record. The transcript has a single exon.